AUGCGUCAACCGCCCCCUCCGUUCGCGGCGGGUCCGCUGAUGGAUAAGGAGAACGUGGGGCGUCGCGCCUCGUCGCAAUCCGCCACCGCGUCGUCGUCGUCGAUACGGGAGUUGGCGACGAAGCUCGCGGUGGCGACGAAAGAUGGGAGCAGGCCGAAGAUGGGCCGCGACACCGCUCCCGUGUUGCUGCGGCUGGGCAAGGGAACGGAGGACGCGCCGCUGCUGCGAUUCACAGAGACGCGCGUGGGUGGAAGCAAGACGCUGCCGCUGCGUCUGCGCAACGACACGCCGGUGACGCAGACGGUGACGUUCGAGCGCAUCCCGCGCGAGGAGGGGUUCCUCGUGGACCCAUGCCGCGCGACGCUGCCGCCGGGCGCGGAGGAGCUCGUGCGAGUAUCCUGGCUCCCAUCACGCGCGAGCGCCGGUCCUUACUGCGGCGUCAUGCACGCGGUGCUCAACGACGGCGUCGGGGGAAGCGCGGCGGCGCUCAAGGUCCGCCUCCGAGCGCCCCCGGUCCCGCAGAUCUCGGGCGCCACGGGAAACGACGACGACGUCCACCGCAGGCGCGCGUCCACCGCGAGCAGCGUCGGCUCGCACGUCCCCGCACGUCGCGCCUCCGUCACCGCGUACGGCGCGCGCCGCGCCUCCGCGCUGCAGCCGCUCAGCGGCAACCACCCGCGUCGCCGUUUCCGUGCAUCCCUGGACGAAUCCGCGCCCGACUUGGCAUCGCCGGGAUUCAAGCGAUCCCGCGCCGACUGCGACAGGCUCCUUCCUUCCGCCGGGGGGUCCUUCGACCGCGUACCUUCGACCGCGGCGGGUGCGUGCGGCGGCAUCGUCCCGAGCGUCCUGUCGUUCACCGCGAGCGAGCAGAGCGCGCAGAGGCGCCGCAAGCUUCCGAAGAUCGCCGCCGUCGGCAAGACGCUGCGACUGCGGGGAAACUCGGGCGGCGGCCCGCUCGGGCUCGGGGCUUUGGACGACGGGCACCGACCGGACUUUGCGUCGUUUCACACCGAGUUCUGGGUGCGCCAGCAGGAGGUGGCGUUCACGCACUGGCUCAACGCGACGAUCGUGCCGCACACGCACUCGGCAUCAGAGGCGUGCGCGGACCGCAGAGCCCGUCGACUUGCGUCGGAGGCGGCGAGGACGCGACUGUGGUCGCUCUACUCGGUAGACGCGGAGGUUCGGAGCGUGAUCUUAAGGGUCGAGUCCCACAUCGACGACGGGUUCUUACGGCUCAGGGGCACGGAGGACGACGGCGGGUUCAAGUCCGGCGGAUCCUUCCUCGAGGACGUGAAGCUCAGGGACGAGUUCGAGCGCGCGCUCGGGAGCUACUCGCUGUUUUGGCUCAGAGCCGCGGUGGACACUUUGCUGGGCAACCCGGGCGACGUCGUCGAGGACGAGUUGAGUUCCGAGUCGAGGGGCGACGGUAAUAACGGGGGAUGGGGUGACGGACGUAACGGUUUCGGAAACGGAAAGGCGGAGAGGAACCGGUACGCGACGGAGCGCGCGGAACGGACGGCGCUGGUAGCCGCGCUCGUCAGGGACCGGGCACUCGAGCUCGAAUUCGGAGUCGGGUCCACCGGCGCGCCUCCCUUUGCCGACGGGUACCAGGAGGCUCUCGCCGGCACCGUGCUGAAGCGCACGCUGCUCCUGGUGUUCCUGAUGGACCGCGCGCGUUCUGGCCUGCCCCCGAACACUCCCCUACUCUUCCGCGGGGACGCCCCGUGCAAGAGCAGCGCCGCCGUCGCGGAGCUCGCGUUGCGCGCGUCCACGUACGGCACCGGCGACGUGCUGAGGCACAUCGGCCACAUGGGCUACAGGCUGUACCACGCGCAGGAACCCAUCCGCGAGUACGACUUUACCGUUCGCAACCUCGCGGUGGACCUGAGGGACGGCGUGAGGCUGUGUCGGUUGGUGGAGGUUCUCGCCGGAGCCGUGGGGGACGACGGCUGCGUGCGGGAUGCCAAGUUCCCCGCCGAUUCGAGGGCGGCGAGGACGCACAACGUGCGACUGGCGCUGGACGCCGCGGUCGCAGCCGGCAUCGAGCUGCCCGGCAAGUGGAAGGACGUGUCCCCGGCGGACGUCGUCGACGGCCACCUGGCCAACACCCUCGGUUUGCUCUACGCGCUCAUGAUGCACUUCCAGGCGCCGAGGAUGUUACCGAUACGCGAGAUGGACGACGAGAUUGCGCGGUGGCGAUCGCGGCGCGCGAACCAAAUCCUCGCCGGUCGAGGCGCAUUCGCGUUCCACGGCGCCACCCUCGCGCCCGCGAAGAGGGAGGAGGAUUCCAAUCGACACGGCGCAGCAUAUUCCAACCGUCCCGAGCGCACCCCCGAGGAGAUUGACGAGGACGAAGCGGCUCGGUCCGCGGCUCUGUUCGCCGACGAGCUCGCCGACGCGGCGCUGGCCACGUCGGGCUCCGACACGUACUCCGAGUGCGAGGUUCGUUUGCUUCGCUGGGCACGCGGCGUGUGCGCGUGCGUCGGCGUGGACGUCACCGACUUUAAGUCGUCCUUCGCCGACGGAACCGCGCUCUGCGCGUUGGUACACGCGUACGCCCCGAGGCUGGCGCCGCUGCGAGCCAUCUCGCGCCCGCCGAAGACGCUGAAUGUUCCGGGGGCGCCGCCGUCGUGGCGAUCCGUCAGCUACGGGUACCUGCUCAAGGAGCGGCGGAGGAUGGAGGAUGGAGACGACGACGCGGAUGGAGACGUGUCGAGCGAGGCGCUCGAGGCCAGGGCGAGGGCGACGGCUGCGUGCAAGGCUAACUUUAAGUUGGCGAGCGAGGUUUGCCGAGCGUUGGGGGGCGUGCCCGAGCUCACCUUUGGCCCGGCGGACGUCGCGUCGAGCGGCGGUCCCGACGCCAAGGUAGUCGCCGGGUACCUCCUGUUCCUCUGCGCCAGGCUUCUGUGCCACAGACGCGAGGACGCCGCCGCGACGAGGAUCCAGCGAUGGUGGAGGUUCAAACACUGGCGACCCGGACGCCUUCGCCGGUGGUGCCGCGCGGCUACGACGGUGAGCAAAAACAAGCGAGCCCUCGACGCCCGGCGCGCCGCGUUCGCGCGGAUGUGCGCCAUCGUUCGCGUGCAAUCCGCGUGGCGCGGGCUCUUGGCGCGAAGGAUCAAGGCGAAGGCUGUCGCCGCCGCGUGCACGAUUCAGCGCCACGCGAGGGGUAAGAUGGCUCGUGACGCGUACGCCGACGUACAAUUCGCGACUCUAAUCGCGCAGACGCACGCGAGGCGCGCGAUCGCGAGGCGCGCCUACCUCACCUUACGCCACCACACGAUCCGGUGCCAGGCGAUCCACCGCGGCGCCCUCGCCCGGGACGCGUACAUGGAGAUGCUGUGGAUGAACGAGGCGGCGACGACGAUUCAGAGCGCGUGGCGGGGAUGGCGUCAACGGGCGGCGUACGUCGCGUUCAAAGAGAUGGUCGUUCACAUCCAGGCGAUGGCGCGCGGCGCGACGACGCGGAGGAUGUUUCUCAGGUACCUUUCCAUGUGGCGCGGGGCGACGAGGAUCCAGGCUGCGUUUCGCGGGUACCUCGAGAGGAGGGACCGCGCCGCUCUCGUAGCCGCGGCUGUUUGCGCGCAAAAGACGAGGAAGCGCGCCGUCGCCAGGCGCGCGUUUUUGGAGCGGAAAAAGUCCGCGGUGGCGAUCCAGGCGGCCGCGAGGGGUUGGAUCGCGCGGGAGAGGUACAACGACGUGCGGUUCACGGCUGUUUUGCUGCAGGCGCGCGUCAGGGGCGUCGCGAAGCGUCGAGAGUUUCUCGAGCUUCGCGGCGCAGCGAUCGCGGCGCAGAGACGGUUCCGAGCGGCGCGACUCGCGAAUGCUCGCGAACGCGCGGCGAUUAAGAUCCAGGCCGCCUUCCGCGGCUGGAGCGCCAACCAGUCGUACGUGGACUUACGGUUCACGUCCAUCGUCCUGCAGGCGCGGGCGAGGGGCGCGAGGGACCGUACACGAUUCCAGGCGUUGAAGCGCUCGGUCGCGGUGGCGCAAAAACACCGCAGGCGACUCGUCGCGGCGCGAGAAGACGAGCGAACGCGGCGCGAGGCGAGGGAGAGCGCCGCGAGGGAGGCGGCCGCGAGGGAGGCGGCCGCGGCGACGGCUAUCCAGGCGGCGUGGCGCGGCGCGGCGGCGCGGCGCUCGUAUAAGAGACUGACGUCGCGGCUGCGGCGGAGGCGGGACGUCGCGGCGACGCUCAUCCAGACCAACUUUCGGUGCUGGGCAGCCCGGUGCGACUUCCUCGCGCUGCGUUGGGCUUCAUCUGUCGUCCGUCACGCGUGGCGCGCCAAGAAGACGCGCGACGCCUUUGUCUCCCUUCGCGCCGCGGCGGUCCGGUGCCAGGCGUUUGCCAGGGGCGCAAAGGCUCGACGCGCGUUUUUACACCAAAAGCGUCUCGGCGCCGCUACCGUCGUCCAGGCGUGCUUCCGGGGAUGGUCCACGAGGAGACGGGCGAAGGCGACGCUCGGCCCGAGGGUCGCCGAGCUCGCGGCGCUCAUCAAAAGGUCCAGAGCGCGAGCCGCCGCGGAUCCGUCUCGCGCCUUGGGCGCCAGAGCCGCUCGAGCCGUCGCGACGCUGCACGCGCCGAGGCGGCUCCGCGAGGUUCGCGACGCCCUACGCGACCUGGCGGUGGCGACGCGUUGGAGUGGAGCGUGCCGUCGGAACCUGGCGGGAGAUGACAAGGCACUCGCGGCGCUGCUCCGCACGGUGCGCAGGUGCGACCGGUCGAGCUCGCACGAGCCCGUGCUCGCCGCCGCGUACGCGCUGUUUGAAAACCUCAGCGCGGACGCGACGUGCGCGAGGGCGCUGUUCGAGUGCCGCGACUCCGUGAACGUCAUCGCCGAGCACAUGCAGAUGUGCAGGGAUCGACCGGAGCUCGUCGCGGCGGCGGUGAGGACGGUGGUGAACCUCUGCGGGGACGAGCGGAGAGCGGCGGAGGUGGCGGCUAUGGGUAAGAUCCUCGGCAGAAUCAGGAGCAUCGCGGAGAUCAUGCAGAACAACGUGGACGUCCACCGGCACAGGCGGGUCGCCUACGUCGAGCAGCGCAGGCCGGACAAGGCGGCCGAGGAGGCGACCGCCGCGGCCAAGCUCGAGCUCUCCAUCGCGAGCAUGAAGAAUCUCAUCUCGCACCUCGAGCCGCACGUGCACAAGAACGCGCGACAGGCUGCAGGCAGCGGCUCGAAGAAACCGCCGAGGUCCGCCCUGCUCUACCCGAGAUCUCGGUCCAGGCUCGGGCGCGUGGGGUCGCCCGCCGUGUCCACAGCUGUCGGGUCCCCCGCGGGUAAAGGGGGGGCGUUUUGCGAUAAGGAAAACGCAGCCGCCGCCGCCGCCGCCGCCGGGAAGGGGUACAACGCGGAGAGGGAACGACGCGGCGCGCUGGAGAGGGAGCGCAUUCACGGGGGGGUGCUGGCGGCCAUCUGA
Messenger RNA from Micromonas commoda, 5418 nucleotides. RefSeq lists its product with no specific name. The coding region runs from base 1 to 5418 and encodes 1805 amino acids. NCBI's taxonomy places the organism in Eukaryota, Viridiplantae, Chlorophyta, Mamiellophyceae, Mamiellales, Mamiellaceae. Gene Ontology annotation, biological process: spindle organization; establishment of meiotic spindle localization; mitotic cell cycle. Gene Ontology annotation, cellular component: spindle pole. The record is from RefSeq and is a predicted model, not a curated record. The transcript has a single exon. Gene Ontology annotation, molecular function: protein binding.